Molecule: messenger RNA, 623 nt
Organism: Ceratitis capitata (Mediterranean fruit fly)
Lineage: Eukaryota; Metazoa; Arthropoda; Insecta; Diptera; Tephritidae
Exons: 2
Coding region: 96-503 (135 amino acids)
Source: RefSeq, a predicted model, not a curated record
UUAAACAAUUUCUUAAUAUUAUUUACAUACCUACAAAUAUAUAUUUCUUCAAAAUUUACAUAUAAAACAAAUAAUUCGCGAAUACGAGUAAGAAAAUGCGUGGAAAUAUUCGUGAUUGUGAACCGUCAACAUCGUGUCUGCGUCGUAAUGUUUAUCACCUGCACGUGCCACUCUUCGUCUUGGAUGUCAUACGCCUAUUUCAAGAUCAUCCGAAAUUCGCACGUGGCUUGAAGGAGUAUCAUAUCAUUGAUAUGUUAGAGAAGGAAGGCUAUGCCAGUGGUGAUGUUGAGGCGCAGGUAAAGAUGGCAUUGAAAGGACUCUCUUCAACGGGUUUUGUACGUUUCAUUAACAAUGGCUAUAGAACGUUGGGUCCUUUUGCACGCUUGGCUCUGGCACGCACUCCACGUCAAUUCAAUAUUGCAUGGGAACGUCUUUGUGAAUUGCAAAAAAUCAGUACAACCAGUUUAAGUUCAUCUCUAAGCUCGCGCAGUCAAACCUGCUGAAAUGCAGGCGGGUGUUUUGGGAAAGAGGUGGAGAGAGUGGAAUGUGGGAGACGCAAAUAUUUCGAAAUCUUGCAAUAAAUGACUGAUAUUUGCAGUCAAUAAAUGAUUUCAAUGAAUAAA